CUCUGAAUGGAAAAUAGAGAAGAAAGAAAAAGGCAAAAGGAGAGACAAUAAACCCUAAAACGGAUCAAUCUUCCCCCAUUUCACAUUUCCAAUCAAUUUUCCUUCUGUUUUCAAGCAAAUCAAAAUCAUGACGACAAUUUGUAGGCGCCUUCUUCUUGUUAACAACGGAUCAUCAUCAUCAUCAUCAGCAGCAUCUUCUCUGAUUAUAUCAAAGUUUCAGACCAGAUCCAAGCACACUAUCCCCCGUGCUCCUAAAACUGUUAUCAGUUCGGAGAGGCCACUUAGACAAUUUGUCUCUGGGAAGAGGAGGUGUGCUGGAAGAAAUUCGGCAGGUCGUAUAACGAUUUUCCACCGAGGGGGUGGAGCGAAACGAUCACAACGAACAGUUGACCUCAAACGCAACACUUCGUCUGUCGGUGUUGUUGAAAGGAUAGAGUAUGACCCGAAUCGUACUGCCAGAAUUGCUGUUGUUCGAUGGGAUGAGGUUGACCGCCAUAAAAGAGUCAAUAUCGUGGGUGAGACUUCUCUGCCCCGGAAGGUGUUGCCUGCUAUGGAUAUUAAAGGUCAAGGUCGGUUUGCGUUCAGUUCUUUACCUGGGAUGCCGGAAGAUAGAAAGACGGUUUCUUCUGUGCCUAAAAGGGAUUAUGUAGUGGUUGGUCUUCCUAAAGGUGUAAUGCACGGGUCAAAAAGCCCGUUUAGUAGUGAAGCGGUAACCCAAAUGGCGAAUGUGAAGGACGUUUUCUUGUCUGCGUUUUCGUCUUCAAAAGGUAAGGGAAAUAAUGUACCCUAUUCUUUUGUUAGCUCUUUGGGUUUGCCGAGAAUGGCUAUAGCGGGUGCAAAGCCUGAUUUUUUCGUUCCAAGGAUGAAAAACGUUGCUGAAGAAAAUGAAAGUUUGUCUUCUGAUGAGAUUAAGAAAUGGGACAAAGAUAGCAUCGUUUGGGACCAUAAGAUGAAACGAAAAGCGGCAGUUACUUGGCAGAGUUUAAGGCACCAAGAGAUGUUGGGACUUGCUGGAGUAGCUGGUCAAACCGAGUCAAAGUUGAAGAUGAAAGCAAAGGAAAAAGAAAAAAGAGAUGGGAAGUUUAAUGUAGACCGUGCUCGUGUAACUUAUAUAUUAGCCACACAACAAAUGGAACCGGGCAGAUUGGUGAUGAAUUGUGAUUCAUCUAGCAAUGAGUUAUUGCGUAGACGCUGAUAGUGAAGAUGGCCGGCCGGCUUCUUAGAUUCAAGCUGGUGACUCUUGCUUUUAUUGUUUUGUAGCUCUUUUUUUAGUACUGUAUUUUUCUUUAGUUUCUGAAAAACUCCUGGGUGUUCUGUUCUCGGGUAUAAUGCACAACAUGAUGUAAUCUGUUGACAAAAACUUUGUUGAAUUAUAAACUUCAGCGCUUUUACUUACAUAAUGCUCAACAGUGAUGAUCCAUUUAUA
Erigeron canadensis is the source of this 1426-nucleotide messenger RNA. RefSeq names its product 60S ribosomal protein L2, mitochondrial. Gene Ontology annotation, biological process: cytoplasmic translation. The record is from RefSeq and is a predicted model, not a curated record. The transcript is spliced from 2 exons. NCBI's taxonomy places the organism in Eukaryota, Viridiplantae, Streptophyta, Magnoliopsida, Asterales, Asteraceae. Bases 128 to 1195 code for a protein of 355 amino acids. Gene Ontology annotation, cellular component: ribosome. Gene Ontology annotation, molecular function: structural constituent of ribosome; RNA binding.